Schistosoma turkestanicum is the source of this 1468-nucleotide messenger RNA. NCBI's taxonomy places the organism in Eukaryota, Metazoa, Platyhelminthes, Trematoda, Strigeidida, Schistosomatidae. The record is from the annotation of a GenBank genome assembly.
UUGAAUAGUUACCGGAAAAGUUGGCACAAUCGUUACACAACUGUAGACUCGUUAAAGCAUUAUGUAAAUACUUAACCUUGAGUUAUUGUCUUAUCGAAGCGCAUCCUAGGUUUCUGUAUUCUUCAGCCUAUUGUAGUCUCCUGGAUUCAGUAUAUCGAAGUUACAGUCUUCAAAAAGCAAAUAAACAAAAGCAAUCGAUAAUGAUUUGGGUUUUCCUAUUUGUUUUAUACUCUUUCGUUCUAUGUGAUGACGAAAAAUUAGAUGCUCAUUUCAAUGGAGUUCAUCGUAUUCCUGAGUUUGUUCUUCCAGAAAUGCAUUUUGAGGAUCGGCUUCAUAUGUAUUUCAAAAAAAUUGAUACAAAUAGUAAUGGGUUCAUUGAAAAUGAUGAAUUAGCCUCAUGGAUUUAUAAGACUUAUGAAUCAUUAGACCGUGAGCAUGCAGAGCAACAACUUAUGAGAUUUGAUGUAAAUAAAGACGGAAAAGUUUCGUUCGAAGAGUACACAAGCCAAACAUAUGAAACCUCUGAAGAGGAAUUAAAACAUUCAAAGGACGACCAAGCGUCAAAGUUUAUUCUGGAGUCAUUAAAAAAUGAACGAUUACGUUUCAAAUUUGCUGAUAAAGAUAAUGAUGGAUUACUAUCACUGGGAGAAUUCACUUUAUUCUUACGACCUGAAAAUUAUGAAGAUAUGGCAAAUUAUGAAUUGCAAAAGAGCUUUUCCAGUUUUGAUCAAAAUGGUGAUGGUGUGAUCACGAGAGAUGAGUUUACAAAUUUUUCUUAUCGAGGUUUAUCUCAAAAUAACUAUCUACAAGAACAGUUCAAUAGUCUUGAUGUUGAUAAGAACGACAUACUCACUUUAAAUGAACUAAAACCAUGGUUAUUACCUUCCUUAAAAACAGCCGCAAAAUCAGAAGCAACACGAUUGAUGAAUCUCACAGACUCUAAUCAUGAUGACAAGCUUACAUUGGAAGAAAUUUUGGCUAAAUCACAUUCGUGGAAAGAUAGUCAAGUUGUGAAACAUGCGCGAUCAUUAUGGGAUGAAUUGUAACGUAAACAAGGACAGCGUAUUUUCCACCCUUAUCUGCGUAACUGAAUUGUAUCCAGUUAAAUGAUGUAGUUGUAGUGUAUGAUGGCGUUGAUCAUUCCAUGUCUUUCUAAGUUAGUAGUAAUAAAACAAUAAAUUUUUGUUUUUACCUUUUACUUUAAGCUUUGUUUUUCUCACCUUUUUUCUGUGAUCUGCUAUCGAACAAUCAUUGUUUCUAUUUGCUCUCACACUAUCACUAUAAACUCAGCUGUACAUUAUGUUUUUCUCUUGUGGUUACCUGUCGCAAUGUAUCCUUGAUAUUUUUAUCAGUUAUCUUCAAUUAAACAUUCCGUAAAAGUAUCUUCUGUAGUUAAAUGUUAUUAUUUUAUUUUUCAUCUUAAUAACCAUGUUAUUUACGUAAACAAUAUGUAGGUGGUCUAAGAAAG